CAGGGAGCGCUAAUCAUCGUAUUGAAUGGGAAAGUUUAAAACGAAGAUUGGAGGACAACUUUUUGGGAUGAAUUAUGUUCAAAAACAAGGUUUGACUGUAUAAGCUUGAAAAGAAAGAAAAAAUUUUCCUGCAAAAACUUUUGGUGGAUAAUCAGAUCUUAAAAUGAUACUAGUUGUAAUCUUCAUCAUAAGAAGCAUGACGAUAUGAACAUGUCACCUUCAAGCAUGCUUGGAUCUUUACAAAAUAUUUAUUGUAAUGAUACAGCUGUAUUGGAAAAAUGCAGAGAACUCAGCAUCAAUUCAACUCAAAUUGAAAAUAAGAAAAAUUUUUAUAUUGGACUGAGUCUGGCCGUCAGUUCUAGUUUGUUUAUUGGUUCAAGCUUUAUAGUAAAGAAGAAAGGUCUUUUGAGAAUUAAUAGGCAUGGUCAAAUUAGAGCAGGAUUAGGUGGCUUUGGUUAUUUGAAAGAAUGGAUAUGGUGGGCUGGUUUAUUAUUGAUGGGAAUUGGUGAAGGUGCCAAUUUUGCAGCUUAUGCAUUUGCACCUGCAUCUCUUGUUACACCAUUGGGUGCUCUAAGUGUACUUGUAAGGACAAUAAGGACUGCAUCAAGUGUUGGAGUACCUGGGCACAAAUGCAUAAAGUGACCUUAGUCCUUGGAAGAAAAUGAGCUACAGGACUCAGGAUCUUCAGCUGAACAAGCAGAGUUGAAGACUGAAGCUAUUGAUAUACAAAUAAAAAAAACUGUAAAAUGUUUUAAAGAACCAAAUAUCAUCUGUAAACUUUGAAAUACUUUUCAGCUUAUUUUCAGAUAUAAUGGUAUUGUAACAUUUGAAGUGUAACAAACAUGAGUGUGUGAGGAUAUUGUCCAUAAUAAUAAUAAUUAAAAAAAAAUUAAAUGCUGUGACUACACUACCGUAUUUUCAUAUCACUUAUCUUUUUCGUCCAUGUGCAGGAUGUCCAAAACUUAUUCACUUGUGAGGACAUGUAUGUAAAAUAUGUGAAAAUAAAUGUGAAGAAAUAAAAAGUCUUAUUUAACAACAUUAAAGAGUUAAAUCUACAGUGGCUUGUUUUUGCUAAACGGGAAAUGACAUCACAAUUUUUAAUUCCUUGUUUUAUGGCUUUAAACAGGAGGAAUAAUAAUAGUAAUAAUAAUUGCUAAUGAUAACACCCUUCAACUGCUGUAUAUCAUCGGGCUAUAAGUUGACAAAUUAUAGCCUGAUGAUAUAUGGCAGUUGAAGGGUGUUAUUGCAAUGUAUUGGAUUUAGUAAAGAUGUUUAUAUUUAUAAUGCUAAUGAUAUCGUAAAAUAAGAAAGUUAUACAUUAAAAAAAAAAAAAAGAAAA
This is a messenger RNA of Centruroides sculpturatus (bark scorpion), 1339 nucleotides long. RefSeq names its product magnesium transporter NIPA2-like. The coding region runs from base 205 to 642 and encodes 145 amino acids. Gene Ontology annotation, molecular function: magnesium ion transmembrane transporter activity. Gene Ontology annotation, cellular component: membrane. The record is from RefSeq and is a predicted model, not a curated record. Lineage: Eukaryota; Metazoa; Arthropoda; Arachnida; Scorpiones; Buthidae. Gene Ontology annotation, biological process: magnesium ion transport. The transcript has 6 exons.